This is a messenger RNA of Merops nubicus (carmine bee-eater), 760 nucleotides long. RefSeq names its product xanthine dehydrogenase/oxidase-like. Gene Ontology annotation, molecular function: iron ion binding; oxidoreductase activity. The coding region runs from base 18 to 470 and encodes 150 amino acids. The transcript is spliced from 4 exons. The record is from RefSeq and is a predicted model, not a curated record. Lineage: Eukaryota; Metazoa; Chordata; Aves; Coraciiformes; Meropidae.
UUCGCACAGACAUUGUUAUGGAUGUUGGUACCAGUCUGAACCCAGCCAUAGAUAUAGGACAGAUAGAAGGAGCAUUUGUCCAAGGCCUUGGGCUCUUCACCAUGGAGGAGCUGCGCUAUUCUCCUGAAGGGAACUUGUACACCCGAGGGCCUGGGAUGUACAAAAUCCCAGCCUUUGGAGACAUCCCAACAGAAUUCUACGUGUCCCUUCUCCGUGACUGUCCGAACAGCAAGGCAGUUUAUUCAUCCAAGGCUGUGGGAGAGCCACCUCUGUUCCUGUCUGCCUCAGUAUUUUAUGCCAUUAAAGACGCCAUCUACUCAGCGAGGAAGGACUCUGGCAUAACAGAAUCAUUCAGGCUGGACAGCCCUGCCACCCCAGAGAGGAUCCGUAAUGCUUGUGUAGACAUCUUCACCAAAAUGUGCCCCUCUGCUGAGCCAGGGACCUUUAAGCCAUGGUCUGUGCGUGUGUAAAAGGAAGUCUGAGGAGCAAACUCUCCUCGUGAAACCGAGCUUACACCAGAGGGUCCAUAAGGCAGUAGGACUACAAUGGGAAAAAAAAUAAUCUGUGUUCAUGUGGCUUAUCCACUGAUUCAUAGAGCUUUCACAUUUCAUUGUCCAAUCACUGUUUUCUCUAGGAGAGGGAAUUGCUGCCAGAUUAUAGCUGUGAUGUAAAUUCAAAUGAAGAGAAAGGGGAAGGUGAUGUUAUCCAGGCGUAAUUGAAAAAUCUUACCAGUUUCAUUUAAAAUUACUGCAAGGAUGGG